Molecule: messenger RNA, 890 nt
Organism: Rotaria sp. Silwood1
Lineage: Eukaryota; Metazoa; Rotifera; Eurotatoria; Philodinida; Philodinidae
Source: the annotation of a GenBank genome assembly
UUUUUUUUUUUUCAUAAUACUUAUUUAGAGAUGAAAUCCAACCAUUCAUUAUUGAUCAUCCGAUAUAUACAUUCUUAACUUAAUGAAUUGCAAUUCUAACAAAAAAAAAAAAACUAAAACUUAAUAAGUUAUAAAUUUAUUCUAGAUCAAAGAAAACUGUGAAAGAUGUACAAUUAUUCCAUUUCCAUUUACUCGAAUCGAAUCUGUAGCUCCUCAUAUUCGAAAUUUAGGUACUUUUGCUUGGAAACCAAUCGUAAUUCAGGUUAAAUAUUUAUAUUUAGAAAAAUCAAAGCAUAAAAUAUUCAUAUUUCUAGGAUGCUAUACGACGUUUUGGUUCUAUUAUUUAUGGUGAUACAUCAAUUCGUUAUAAAACAUCAAAAUUUGAUCAUUUACUUAUUGAUAAUCUUAUACGUGGUUUUUCAUGUCGUGAAUUACCUGAACAUUAUUUAUCAUGUUUUACUUUAGAAAAAACAUUUUUAUGGUUUAAUGAAACAUCUUCAUCAUUUGAUAAUAUAUAUAUAGCUGAAGCUGGUUUUCUUGCUGUAACAGAUAAUUUUCUAUCACGUCUUAUACUUAAAACAUGGGUUACAUGUGCACUUGAUAUUAAUUGUAUAGCACCAUUAAAAUCAAAAACUCAAUGUAAAAAUAUAAUUGGAUCAACAAGUAUACAUCGUUAUGAUCAAUCAGCUAUGGUAACAAUAUUAUCAUUUUAUUUUUUUCCAAGUUUACGUCAAAAUAAUAAAAAUGAUCCAGCACCAUAUGAUAUGUAUACAUCAAUACAAGAAAAAUUAGCAGAAGUUCAACGUUUUGAAGGUGAUAGUCAUUAUUUUACAAAUAGAAAAAAUCUUUAUUUACAACAGAACAGUUCAAUAAUAAUUGUAAAAAAGUAG